Brassica rapa (field mustard) is the source of this 1080-nucleotide messenger RNA. RefSeq names its product MOB kinase activator-like 1A. The record is from RefSeq and is a predicted model, not a curated record. Lineage: Eukaryota; Viridiplantae; Streptophyta; Magnoliopsida; Brassicales; Brassicaceae.
AUAUGACAGCUAAUAAGAAGAGAGAGAGAGAACAUUUCGUCAUCUUUAUAUAAAUACUCACCCCUCCCUCACUUUUCCCGUCUUCUUCUUUCUCCCAGACUCUUUUCUCGUUUUCACCUGAGGAAAAAAAAAAAGAAAAGAAGAAACUCUCCCUCUCUCUCUCUCUCUCUCGAUCGCUUUAUCGCCAUGAGUCUGUUUGGAUUGGGAAGAAAUCAGAAGACGUUCCGUCCUAAGAAGAGCGCACCUUCUGGAAGCAAGGGUGCACAGCUUCGACAGCAUAUAGAUGCGACUUUAGGAAGUGGCAACUUGAGAGAAGCUGUUCGACUUCCUCCUGGAGAGGAUGCCAACGAAUGGCUUGCUGUCAACACUGUGGAUUUCUUUAACCAGGUGAACUUGCUAUAUGGUACCCUUACCGAGUUCUGCACUCCUGAUAACUGUCCUACUAUGACUGCUGGCCCCAAGUAUGAGUAUAGAUGGGCAGAUGGUGUCCAGAUCAAGAAGCCAAUAGAGGUUUCUGCUCCGAAGUAUGUCGAGUAUUUGAUGGAUUGGAUCGAGACCCAACUCGACGAUGAGACUUUAUUUCCUCAAAGGCUUGGGGCACCAUUUCCUCAGAACUUCAAGGAUGUGGUGAAGACAAUAUUUAAACGACUGUUCCGUGUGUAUGCCCACAUAUACCAUUCUCAUUUCCAGAAAAUCGUUAGCCUUAAAGAAGAAGCUCAUCUCAACACUUGCUUCAAACACUUUAUCCUCUUUACUCAUGAGUUUGGACUGAUUGACAAGAAAGAACUGGCGCCUCUACAAGAGCUCAUAGAAUCUAUCAUUUCACCUUACUGAGCAAAACGCCAAUUUCAGAUUUUAAAAUCAAAAGAAAUAAAUUAUAAAUGGUAAUGGUAAUAUGGUUUUUAAUUAUAAAUCUAUCCGAGUUUGUUUCAAGUUUUUUUUCUUUCUUCCUAAUUUCUCUGUAAAAUUUAAACAUUUACUAUGUAAGAAAUCCGAAGUCGAGUCCUCGACUACCGACCCUUUAUUCAUGUGUUUUCAUGUGAAAGAAAAAGGAACUUUACAUUAUUUUAUUGAUUUUUA